AUAUAAUAAUUUUCAGGUCUCAGUGAAAAGAGUGCGAAAACAUGCACGAAGCCCCCCUUUAUUGGCGUUUGUCAUCCACUGACGGAGGCUUGGUAUUAUGACGCUCACAACAACACCUGCAAGAUGUUGACACCUGGAGUUUGCGCUGGAGGAAACAAUCUGUUCCCCAAUAUGAAGAAAUGCAUGAAACAGUGCGUGCCCCUGACUCCAUCCUCCUCAAAAGUAUGCCUGCAACCACCAGCCGUUGGCCCGUGUGGACCACUAAAGGUGUCCUGGUUUUUUGAUCCUCAAACCAUGUUCUGUAAAAUGUUCAACCACACCAUUUGUGGUGGAGUAGGGAACUGCUUCCUGAGUGAGUUGAAGUGCCAAGAAAUGUGUCUACCAAAACAGAAGCCGGAGGUUUUCUGCAGCAAACCGGCAAAACCUGGCAGGUGUUUGCUUGCAAAGAAACGGUUCUACUUCGAUGAUAAAAAGAAUGCCUGUCUCAUGUUCCCAAACAAUAAAUGCGGUAGCAAUAGGAACGGCUUUGCAAAGUUCGAGAAGUGCAUGCAACGGUGCAGCUACAUCAAAUCUACAAAGACUGAGCAAAAAAUUAGUAAUGAGUUGCCUCACGGAGGCGUACCUGGUUAUCCCACGCCACCUGGUCACCCUGGGCCAUAUGGCCAUGCUGGUUACCCUUCCGCCCCCGGAGGUCAGCCUGCUCUACCCGGAAGUAUCGGUGCACCAAGUCCAAAUGACUUACCAGGCCAGCUAAGUAAACCUACUCUUCCAGGACAACCUGUCGUAACUGGCCCUCCCGGCAACGCCAUCCCAACUGGACUUCCGACCACGCCUGGUCAACCAAACCAAUCAGGUUCAGCUGUUGCACCCGGCCAAAACCUGACACCGGGCAAGGCCGUCAGACCGCCCAUACAGGGCUAGACUGUGAGACCAAACGUAACACGUCUACCUGGCUAUCCUAUGUCGCCGAACGUUUGUUACCCUUAAAACUCCAUCAAGCACCACCGACUCCACAACCAUUGCAAGAGAACGCACCGAAGCUAUCCAGCCAAACUGGCCGCUGAAAGAAGGGCCAACUACUCUUAUUGAGUAGUAGCCGGAUUCACGUUAAAUAAAAGAAAUUCAACUUUAUUCCCUAUCCCAUUAAGUAGAACGUUUAUUCUCAACACCACAUAAAAUUAUCUCUCGCCUAAAAAAUACGCCAGCUUGAUAUGUUCAAACAUACAAGCACAACACACUCAACUUCUUCUAGACAAGAACUUCAUUAUUUUUUUCACUAAAUUUUAUUUUCCGUCCCUUUCUAUCAAAAGGCUUUCAAGCGAAGCUUUGUUUGCCUACUUUCCUGGGAGUUGUCAGGGCUGUUCGGUUGCUGUUGAGUCGCAGUCUAUCUCCGCGGAUAUGUUUGUUGAAAUAUAUAGCAAUGCUAUGCACGCACCUAAUUGAAAAUGCCAGCUACCUGGUACUAUUUCCGA
Dermacentor andersoni is the source of this 1472-nucleotide messenger RNA. RefSeq names its product tissue factor pathway inhibitor 2-like. The record is from RefSeq and is a predicted model, not a curated record. Gene Ontology annotation, molecular function: serine-type endopeptidase inhibitor activity. Lineage: Eukaryota; Metazoa; Arthropoda; Arachnida; Ixodida; Ixodidae.